Messenger RNA from Spea bombifrons (plains spadefoot toad), 644 nucleotides. Its product is annotated as oocyte zinc finger protein XlCOF29-like. The coding region runs from base 152 to 586 and encodes 144 amino acids. NCBI's taxonomy places the organism in Eukaryota, Metazoa, Chordata, Amphibia, Anura, Pelobatidae. The record is from RefSeq and is a predicted model, not a curated record. The transcript has 2 exons.
AUCGUAGUGAUGUCAUAAUGUUUUGAGCUAUAACUAUGCAUUAUGGAGGGUGAGCCCCCAGGGUUCGGUAAAUACCCCUCUAGAUCCUCCCAUUUCAGGGUAACCCUCAUACCAAACCGUUUAUUAACCCACAGAAUUCAUUCGUUAGGCAAUGGAGUCGGAUGGCGACCGCUCGUUCCCCGUGAUAAUGAACGUCCGCCGGAAAGAGACGUCCGAGAGAAUCCUGGAUCUCACGCUUGAAAUGAUCUAUGUGCUGACCGGACAGGAUUAUAUUCUCCCGAAGAAGCCGUGUGACCGCACCGCACACAGCAGACAUCCCCGCGCGUCGAAAGAGUCGUCCGGGACCCGCAACCCUGGGACGGAGCCUCCGACACGCGAGGAAAACGGCAAGAAGAAAAUCCUGGGACUGGCCAGCAAGAUCAUCCAGCUGCUGACCGGACAGGUGAGGGCCGCCCGGGACGGGGCUUCUUACGGUAAAGGCCGAAGGGCCUGGUUGGGUGAUGACCGUGUCGCUGUCCGUGUCAGGUGCCCCUGUGGUGCGAGGACGUGGCCGUCUAUUUCUCCGCGGAGGAGUGGGAGUACGUAGAGGAACACAAGGAGCUUUACAGGGACUUGGUGAAGGACACUCGCCAGCCCCAACACUC